Alligator sinensis (Chinese alligator) is the source of this 5273-nucleotide messenger RNA. RefSeq names its product protein kinase C alpha (gene PRKCA). Gene Ontology annotation, biological process: protein phosphorylation. The transcript has 14 exons. The coding region runs from base 835 to 2424 and encodes 529 amino acids. NCBI's taxonomy places the organism in Eukaryota, Metazoa, Chordata, Crocodylia, Alligatoridae. Gene Ontology annotation, molecular function: zinc ion binding; ATP binding; diacylglycerol-dependent serine/threonine kinase activity. The record is from RefSeq and is a predicted model, not a curated record.
UUGGCUUAGUGGCUCCGAUUUAGGAAUUAUUAUGUAGGGAGGAGGAAAUAGUGACUGUUCUCUUUAGUAAACUAAAUUAUUAUCAAAGUUGUGGGAAUGCAGGAAAAAGUGGCAGUGACUCACUGGAAAAGGAACUGAGUAAACAUAGGCUGUUAUUUAGUCUUGCUGAGAGGGAAGAAAGAUUUAUUCAGCCAUUUCCACAUUUAAUUUCCAGAGGAAAAAUUCUUUGUUUGCACCACAAGUGGUUACACACCUAGAACUAUGUAUUAUUCUAUCCACAUCCUUAUAUCUUUAAGGAGAAUUCAGAGUUUGAUUCUUCACUUUUAAUCAACUUCCUGCAGCCCUAGGCAGCUUCCCCACUUAUCUGGGCUUAAAUUCUCCAUCUUCACGCAAGAGGUGGAUGAUGAUCCCAUCUGUUACAUUUUUUAGAUGUGCAUUUAGACUGUAGGCUAAUGUGGCUAGCCGUCCCUAAUUCUCCAAGAUAGUCCUGAAUUUUGAGCCAUGUGCUAGAGGGCACCCUGAAAAGGGACAUUUUCCCCCUGAACUUUAAAAAUUGGUCCUAGAUUCACACCAGGCAGCAUCCUGCUGUAAGGACACAACACAAUGCUAGCCCAUGGCUGCCUCCCAGAGCCAAUGUAGUAGUCUAGCCAUACCUUGCACUCAAGACUAAUUAGCUCUGCUUGUCAAGUCAUUUGAAUGCAGCUACCGUGUUUCUGCUGGAGGUUUCUAUAACACAACGCUGUGAUGGCCAAGCUACCCACAGCCAACAGCGAGGGAAACUGCUCCCAGUCCUGGAGGCACGUCAAGCCUUGUGCUGUUUCCUCUUAGAAGAGCAUGUCCUGGAUUUUACUUCUUGAAAGGUGGUCACCCCAUCACUUGGAAAUGCGGUGCUCUCCUCAACACAGCGUACGAGAAGCAAAAAACUUAAUCCCCAUGGAUCCAAAUGGACUUUCAGAUCCAUAUGUGAAGCUGAAGCUCAUCCCUGACCCUAAGAAUGAAAGUAAACAAAAAACAAAAACCAUCCGUUCCACUCUCAACCCACACUGGAAUGAGUCAUUUACAUUUAAAUUAAAACCUACAGACAAAGAUCGACGGUUAUCUGUAGAAGUUUGGGACUGGGAUCGAACAACUAGAAACGAUUUUAUGGGAUCUCUUUCAUUUGGGGUAUCGGAGCUUAUGAAAAUGCCAGCAAGUGGAUGGUACAAAUUGCUUAAUCAAGAAGAAGGUGAAUAUUAUAAUGUCCCAAUUCCAGAUGCUGGUGAAGAUGGAAAUGUAGAGCUGAGACAGAAAUUUGAGGGUAAAAGAACUGCCCGUGAUAAGAAAGCCAGACUUGGGCCAGCUGGUAACAAAGUCAUUACUCCAAAAGGAGACAGGAUUUCCACUCUACCAUCCAACAACAUAGAUAACGUACAACUGACAGAUUUCAACUUUCUCAUGGUGCUUGGCAAGGGGAGUUUUGGAAAGGUGAUGCUGGCAGACAGGAAGGGGACAGAAGAGCUGUAUGCAAUCAAAAUACUGAAAAAAGAUGUGGUGAUUCAGGACGAUGAUGUAGAAUGUACCAUGGUUGAAAAGCGAGUCCUAGCACUACAAGACAAGCCACCUUUCCUAACACAGCUGCACUCUUGUUUCCAAACAGUUGAUCGUCUGUACUUUGUUAUGGAGUAUGUGAAUGGCGGUGACCUCAUGUAUCACAUUCAGCAAGUAGGGAAAUUUAAGGAGCCACAAGCAGUGUUCUAUGCAGCUGAGAUUUCAGUUGGGUUAUUCUUUCUCCAUAUUAGAGGAAUUAUUUACAGAGAUCUGAAAUUGGAUAAUGUGAUGUUGGAUUCAGAAGGACACAUUAAGAUUGCUGAUUUUGGAAUGUGCAAAGAAAAUAUGUCAGAUGGAGUAACGACCAGGACAUUCUGUGGGACUCCAGACUACAUUGCACCAGAGAUUAUUGCAUAUCAACCCUAUGGAAAAUCAGUGGACUGGUGGGCUUAUGGUGUGCUGUUGUACGAGAUGCUAGCUGGCCAGCCUCCAUUUGAUGGGGAAGAUGAAGAUGAGCUCUUCCAGUCCAUAAUGGAGCAUAAUGUUUCCUAUCCAAAAGCACUGUCCAAAGAAGCUGUUUCUAUUUGCAAAGGGUUGAUGACUAAACAUCCUGCAAAACGGCUUGGCUGUGGGCCCGAAGGGGAGCGGGACAUCAGGGAGCACGCCUUCUUCAGGAGAAUCGACUGGGAGAAACUGGAGAACAGAGAGAUUCAGCCUCCGUUCAAGCCUAAAGUGUGUGGCAAAGGUGCUGAAAACUUUGACAAGUUCUUUACCAGAGGACAACCAGUAUUAACGCCGCCCGAUCAGCUGGUCAUUGCCAACAUCGACCAAACAGAUUUUGAAGGGUUCUCAUACAUCAACCCACAGUUCAUACACCCCUUCUUACAAAGUGUAUGAACCUUACCGAUACGAACAAGCCUCACAGUGGGAAAUGGUCCUUAAUCCUAGAAUUUUUAGGCCUUUGCCUUGUUGAUUCCAGUUGGGCCUCAAAAUUGUAGGGUUAGAAGCAUAGGAGGAAGAAAAAGGCCAGUUAUUAAGGAUUUGACUUUGCAACAGAGAUAUUGUCUUAGAGAUCAUGUAAUAUACAGUGCCCAUUCAUUCAGCGUGAAGUCACUACUGGCUGUAGGUUACUCUUCUAAAGUUAAACUUUUUUGGUACGUUAUAAUACUUUCAUAAACUUCCGUUGUCGUCUGCCCCUUGCCCACUAGCACUGGAAUUUUUAACUAAACCACACUGGGGGGGAUUUUUUUUUUUUUUUUUAAAAAGCACAGAGUGGACUAAAAAUCCCCAAACACCGUAAAAUGGAAAGCCUUCCGAUCUUAAUGCAGAUGGCAUGAGAAGCGAGCACCUAGCCCCGAGGGACCGCUCCUCCUCGAGGGCUUCCCGAUGAUUCCCGAUAGAAUGAUAGCACAAGAGACUGAAAAGGAAGGGUAACCAGGAGGGCAUCGUGGAAAACUUCAAACCAAAAAAAAAAACCAGUUGUUUUAAAAACACGAAAUAAAGUCAGACUCUUGGGCUUUGUCAAUUGAUCAUGUGAAGCAGAGACGAAUGUAAGAACAGAAUAGUGACCAGAUGUUUUUCAAACAUUGCAAAUGACAGAUGUUAGUUCAAGAGUGAAACUGCAUAUUUAAUAAUAAUAAUAAUAAUAAUAAUACUUCUAUUACUUCAAUCUCCAUGAGAUUAUUCUGUGAUCCAGGGUGCCAUUCUUAGUUGUACUAAUUUAAUUUACAGCAUUCAUGAUUUUGUUGUUAGCCAGUCCCAUUAAAAAUCUUUUUGCUGUUUAAAAAAAACCCCAAAAACCUGUCAUUUAGCUAAGUGUGCAACAGAACUGUAACUGCAUAUGCCCUACUUGGAUAUAUUUAAUAGGAUGCAGGGUAGGGUGGUAAGUGAAAGCACUCUAUGCAGUGACUUACUGAAAGUACGUAGCUCGGUCACUUCUUGCUUUUCCCAGGAUCCUUAGGAAAAUAAAAAUGAGACUUUCUAAAAAAUCAUCCCUUUUAACAUUUCUUUAAACUGCUGGCGCUGUGGAAUAAUGGAGCCAAUAAGGAAAAAAAAACAGCCAAGUUGUUUUAUCAGUUGAAGGGAAUUUAACGUUUUGCAGAUGCUUCAUGCAAUGAAAUUUGCAUGUUUAGUGACAAACCUUAAUAAUAAGGGUUAAUAAUAACCAAAUCUAUAUUGACAUAAUUGCAUCAAAUAUAAAGAGUAUUAUAAAAAUUUUAUAAAAACAAAAUUGUGCUAUAUUUGUGAAGGUUCGUGGUCUGAAUGACAUGAUUUAGAUCUAGUUUAAUGUUUUAUUGCUCAUUUUGGGGUUUUUUAUUUUUGGAUAGUUUCAAUGGCAUAGAUUAUGUUUUUUUAGGUUUUUUUUAAUGUAGAUCUACUUGUAAACAAUAAUGGCUACCUGCAGGUUUUAUACAGGAGUCGAUUUGGCUGUCAUUUCAUGUCUGCUUUUUACUUGCAAAAAAAGAGCAAAACACUUUAUUUGCAAUGAUAGACACCAUAAUAAAUACAGUCCUCUCCUCUCCUCUCCAUCACCUGGUAAAAAUAAUUGAUAUUUCCUCUUAGCACUUACUAGAACAUAUUGAUUCAAAGAUCAGUAAAUACUUUUGUGCAUAUUUUAGUUUUGUUACAGCAUGUAAAAUGAUAUUGUUGUUGUGUUUUCCUUUUCUUUUAAAUCCGUUUGCCUUGGUAAUGUUAACAACCUUGGGCACUGUUUGCCUCUGGACGUGCAUGUCAAUGCCAGAAGCAUGUUGUCUCAAUACCUGCAUGCAGAGUGAUGACCAUUGUUCCAGCAUGCAAACAUACUCUCAUGCAAAGUAGAACAUUUGCCAUAAGACUUACAAUUGUAUCCAAACCUAUAAUGGGGGGAGCAACUCACUUAUCCGUUUUAUUACAACAAAGCAUUUAAACCGUGCCAAAAGAACCCAGACAAACAGGGUGGGGAAAAAAAACACACACUAUACAUAAAGGGUCCAAUCUUGCAAAUUCUUCCUCAUAGAAACAGUCAUUGCUUAGCAAGUGGUCGGGCACUCACUGGCAAGUGCAGUCCAGCUAGCAGCGGGUGAAAUCAAGUAGGCUUAAAACUAAUGCACCUCUUCCGCUCUCAAAAGCUGUAUUUUAGCAUGUAAGUGAUGCCUAGUGUGGACAUUCUCCAUACAAAUUCAUUUGACCCACACCUAGUCCCAGUAUGAUCACUGAGAUGGCUCACUGCACACCUGAGUGAAUGCAUUCACAACUGGACCUUAAAUCAACGGUUACUGGAGAACUGAACCUUUUAAAAGCGUAGAGAAGCAAGGGAGGAACGUUAUGGUCAGCACCAGAACCUGGGCUAUUGCCCAACCACAGAAAAUACUAAAACGAAGCUGAAGCCACAUUAGAGACUGAAAAAUUGUUCCGUGUCAAAAUAUUAAAAACUACCCCAGAGAAGGAGUUCUUUUGUUUGUCAUUCAUGCAUCUUUUAAAAAGUGGGUAUUCAAUGUAAAGCGUGUUAACAUUUACAGUAUUUUGCAGUCCUCUAUAAUUUUUCUAGUUACUUACCAGCAUUUAACCUGACACACAGGAUAGGGAUAGCAGGAUAUCAUGCCAUAGAUGAUAGUAGGCCUGGCAUAUAAUUACUUGGACUAAUUAUAUUUCAAAUAGCUAUGGACUCUUAAUGUCACUUGUUAAAAUGACAGGAGCCAGUGCUAUCUGUGUGGGUGAUAUCUGGAUAAUAGGUAAUGAAGAAACUGUGAAAAGGAAGAGACAGAGAG